AUGGGGAUGAUUCUCAAACUUGAUGUCGCUUGCAGAUGUCUCGACAAAGCUGCUGUACUCUCAGAUGCAGAGGCAAAAAAUGGGGAUUACAACUCGUGGAGGCUGUGUACGGUGACACAAGUGGAGGAGCUCAAGAUUCUAAUCCGCAUGUUCCCCAUCUGGGCCACUGGAAUCGUGUUCUCCGCUGUUUACGCACAGAUGUCCACAAUGUUCGUGGAGCAAGGCAUGAUGAUGGAUACCACUGUCGGUUCCUUCACCAUCCCACCGGCGUCCCUCUCCACAUUCGAUGUCAUCAGCGUGAUCUUCUGGGUCCCGGUGUAUGACAGCGUCGUUGUUCCCAUUGCCCGAAAAUUCACUGGAAAGGAACGCGGAUUUUCGGAUUUUCGGAUUUCGUAA
Rhodamnia argentea is the source of this 396-nucleotide messenger RNA. Its product is annotated as protein NRT1/ PTR FAMILY 8.3-like. The record is from RefSeq and is a predicted model, not a curated record. Gene Ontology annotation, cellular component: plant-type vacuole membrane. Lineage: Eukaryota; Viridiplantae; Streptophyta; Magnoliopsida; Myrtales; Myrtaceae. Gene Ontology annotation, molecular function: transmembrane transporter activity. The transcript has a single exon. Gene Ontology annotation, biological process: transmembrane transport. Bases 1 to 396 code for a protein of 131 amino acids.